Leptidea sinapis is the source of this 3965-nucleotide messenger RNA. RefSeq names its product NF-X1-type zinc finger protein NFXL1. The transcript has a single exon. The coding region runs from base 336 to 2813 and encodes 825 amino acids. Gene Ontology annotation, cellular component: nucleus. Gene Ontology annotation, molecular function: zinc ion binding; DNA-binding transcription factor activity, RNA polymerase II-specific; RNA polymerase II transcription regulatory region sequence-specific DNA binding. Gene Ontology annotation, biological process: regulation of DNA-templated transcription. The record is from RefSeq and is a predicted model, not a curated record. Lineage: Eukaryota; Metazoa; Arthropoda; Insecta; Lepidoptera; Pieridae.
CUGUACCUACCUAUUGUGUUCUGUGAACAAUUCACAAUUGCCAUUUUGCUAAUUUUGUAAAUUAAAUUAUAAAUUUAUAAUAAAUAAAUAAAUAGCUAAUGGCUAAAUACAAAGUACUGGAGUUCCUGAUUGCUGAAAACGUAACAAUAAUAGUUUAAUAAUUAAUAUAUUAUAAUGUUAUGGGUAGAAAUUAUGGCUCUAGGCUCUAGCCAACAUUAAUUAUACCAAUAUGGUAAAAUUUUUAAAUGUGGAUUAAGUAUUAUAAAAUUACUCUUUUAUAUUAGUUACUUCUAACUUUAAAAUCUUAUGAGAUAUCUUAAUCUAAAAAGUUAGCUAUGGCUCGAAGAUAUCGUGACGCUGCUGCUAAAAUGCAGCAGAACGUCCAAAAACAUUUAGAAAACAUGAAAGAAUUUUCUUCUUCAGAAGAUGAAGAACCUUGCGACUCAAGUGUGUUGGAAGGAGUCUUCCAGAGUUAUUGCCGAGGCGGUGGAGACAAUCAAAUGCUAAACAGAACGAAGAAUCUUCUCGAAGAAGCGAUUAGCGGUCGGUCGGUCACAUGCUUGAUAUGCAUUGGUUCUAUUAAAAAAGUAGACGCGAUAUGGACGUGUACUCACUGCCAUUCCUAUUUUCAUCUAUCUUGUAUUCAAAAGUGGUCCAAAGAUAGCAUAACUCUGCUUUCUCAGGAAACAACAGGACCAGUUGCAGUUUGUAAACCUAGAAAAGUAGAAUGGUGUUGUCCUAAGUGUAGAAACGCAUAUAGCAAAGAAGAAAUACCCACUAGGUACAGUUGUUUUUGUGGAAAAACAAAUGAUCCGACUUUCCACCCAUGGCUGUUACCUCAUACAUGUGGUGAAGUAUGUGGUAAGAAAUUGUCAAUAGGUGAGAAUUGUCACCAUAAAUGUCUUUUGCUGUGUCAUCCUGGACCAUGCCCUCCUUGUCCUCAGACUGUAAAUGGUUCCUGUUACUGUGGCAAUGAAAGAAAGAAGGUGAGAUGCAGUACAUCUAAAUGGUCAUGUAACCAGCCAUGUAGGAAGAUGCUAUUUUGUAGAUCACAUAAAUGCGAAGUCAACUGUCAUGAUGGAGAAUGUCCACCUUGUAACUAUACAAGUCUUCAAUUCUGUCAAUGUGGCUCUGAAAAGUUGCAGCGUCCAUGCAGUGAACCUAUUUGGCAGUGUUCAAAACCAUGCAACAAACCUUAUGCUUGUGGAACUCAUAAAUGUGAGAAGAUAUGUCAUUUAGGUGUUUGUGGAGACUGUCCUCAGUCUGGCUUGAGGUCAUGCCCAUGUGGGGCAAAUAGAAGAAUUGUUAAGUGUCCAGAUACAAUUGAAACUUGUGCUGGGACAUGUGGUAAGAGACAUGAGAACUGUGAACAUAGUUGUCCAGAAAAAUGUCAUAAAGGAUCAUGUUCACCCUGCCAAGUGUUGAUAGAAAAGAAAUGUCUAUGUUCAACUCACACAAGACUGUUGCCCUGCAGCAAAGAAUUUAGAUGUGACACAAAAUGUAGAGAGACUAGAUCUUGUGGUAAACAUUCUUGUGCUCGUAAAUGCUGCAAUGGAACCUGUCCUCCCUGUGAGAAAACUUGUGAUAAACCCCUGCAAUGUGGGCGUCAUAAAUGUGCAGCAGUGUGCCACCGAGGGCCCUGCUACCCCUGUCCUAGAGAUGCCAAAGUAACAUGUAGAUGUAAAGAUACCUAUAUUACUGUACCUUGUGGUCGAGAGAGGUAUGUAAAGCCUCCAAAAUGUGAUUCUAUAUGUCAAAUUAAAUACAAAUGUGGACAUAUCUAUGAAAAUAAACAUUUGUGUCAUUUUGGUGAAUGUCCACCUUGCAAGGCUAUCUGUGAUAAGCCAUAUCAGAGAUGUGAGCACAAAUGUAAAGCUGUGUGCCACAAGUAUGUUUCAGUUGUUUUCAAACAAGUAGAAAAACCAGCAACUCCAUGGGAAGUGCAACCACCAAAGACAAAAAUAAUGGCUCUACAGUGUCCCCCUUGCGAGACCCCAGUGCCAAUCAUAUGCUUUGGUGAACAUGAGACUGAGAUGCAACCCUGCCAUUCUGCUGGAAGACAUUGUUGUGGCAGAGAGUGUGGAAGGAAAUUAGCUUGUGGCAACCACAAAUGUAGUCUGUUAUGUCAUUUGUAUAGUUAUGAUCCUAACUACCCAAAUGUGCCUUAUUCAUGCCGACCUUGUAACAGAGAGUGUUCAGUGCCCCGUCCAGAUAAUUGUUUACAUAAAUGUCCAAAAAAAGGCUGUCACCCUGGCACUUGCCCACCCUGUGAGAUUUUGGAAAGAAUAAAAUGCUUUUGUGGUGUCACAGAUUUGUAUAUUCACUGUAAUGAACUAUCUGUAGCAGUUGAUGACCAACUGAGUUGUAAGCAGCAAUGCCCUAAAAACCUUCAAUGUGGACAUAGAUGCAAAAAAAUCUGUCAUAAAAGCUUGUGUGAUAGUUACCAAAUUUGUAUUAAAAAGACUAAAGUUUAUUGUCCUUGUGGAAAUCUGAAAAAAGAUGUUCCAUGCAAUCUUUUGCAGACCUCUGAGAUGAAAAUAAUUUGCGAUGAGUCUUGUGAAGCAAAAAAAUUAGCCAUUAAAUUGGAAAAAGAAUUGGAGGAGAAGAGACAAAAGGAGUUGGAACAAGAGAAAAAUCGUAAGGAACUGGAGGAAUAUGAGUGGAAAAUUAGUGGCAAAAAGAAAAAAUAUAAGGAGAAGAAAAUUGUUGCCAACGAAGAGAACAGGAGCAUGCUGCACAAAUAUUGGGUUCCUCUUGCAAGUGUGGCUGUGCUAAUAUCUACUGCACUUUAUUUCAUCUUGUUUACUAUGUAGCUUAUAGAAAUGUUUAUUUGUAUUGGUACAUACAAUAUAAUUAAAAUAAUUUAACAGACAUAUUCAUUAACUACUUUGUUAUUUAUAUACUUGGAGUAAAUUAAUAUUAAUGUAUAUAUUCUAAAUAAAAUCUGUUAUUAAUAAACAUACUUUGUUAACCGGAAGGAUAGUCUACAAUAAGCAAAGCAACAGCACUAUUAAAUUUAUGUGUGGGCUAAGAGGGAAUAGUUCCUCUUCUAUUUAAUAGAUUGUCUGAUUUGGCAAUGUCUUUUGGCCAUCCAUGAUCAACGUACAAUCUCUCUCAGGUCGCCAAUGGCUUCUAUCAAACUGUACUUCCAGAUCUAAUCAGAAUCCAUGUACCAAAAGCUGGCUGCUUUUAGUGUGCAGGUUAUUGCAUUUGCUUAGGAUGUGCCCAUACUCAUGCAGAAAUCCAAAGGUAAUCAGUCACUGCUGGCCCAGUUCAUUGACACUGUAGUUGGCCGCAGAAAACCUAACUAACCUAACUUGUCAUGUAAUAUUAUAACCAAAUACCUACAGCGUACCAAUUCUAUUGGUUCUGGGAAAAACCUAGGUAGUCCAACAAAUAUUUACAUUUAUACUUUAAAGUGUUCACUUCAAGGGUAACAAAAAUUGUAUCCUGGUCACAGGUUAGUGAUUACCGCCGCCGCCCAAAUAUAGGUAUUCUCUUACAACACCAGCGGAAUACGAGCGUUUCCGGCAUUUAGUUAAUUACAAAAGCUAAUAGUUAAUGGUUGUUGUACAUAGUCAAAGCGAAAUAAACUAUUCAAAUGGGCUUAAAUCUAAGCGCUUUGGAAUCGUCAUUAAAAUACAUAGGUACAUACCUAUCACAAAUUAUGUUGUUAUAUAUUAAGAAAAUUUUACGAGAUUGUUAAGUACCCAAUGAGUUAAGUUUUAAGUAUGUUCUUUUUGAAUUCGCAUGUAAGUAUAAUUUGUAAAAAAAAGGUUAAAUUUUUUUCCUUAUACAAAAAUAAUUUCUGUUUCUAUUGUUAUUGCUAUCUUGAUUUUGUAAUUUUUCUUGUAUGUUAAUGUGUUCUUGCUGUCACCAAAAUAAAGACACAUGCUGUGAAUAGAUGAAUCAUAUUGUUGAACCUACAUAGGUACCUACCUAAUAAAAAAUAGUGUUUAAAUAAA